CAGACUUCCUCAGUGUCAUUGACAGGCCAAGUUCUUCAAUCUUCUUUCUCUUUCUAUGACGAGAAACCAGAAACAGAGAGGCUAUUCUGAGACAUACAUGGAGGACAUAAAUCAGCAAACACAAUUUUGCAACUGUUUGGAUGUGGUCAAAUAACAGAAAAUUCUAAAAUCUUUACCACUUUGGGAGAAAGCAAUGCUUCCUUUCAACCUUGGGUUCUUGAAGAUUCAUGAGCCUAGAAGGCGAGACAGAGAAGAGUGUCUGGCUUUCAGAUUGAAGAUGCUGAGUUGAAAGGCCAAACAUGGGACACAAUGAUACAACUAGCUGGGAACUUUCUCUUAUCCUCAGCAUCACCAACCCUCUCUCCACAGUCAUCAUCCUAGCCAAUCUCCUCAUCAUCAUUGGUAUCAUCUGUAACAGAAAACUGCAUAACACUCCCAAUUAUUUUUUUCUAAGCUUACUGGUCGCUGAUGUGUGCACUGGCAUCGCUUUGCCGUUCAUCCCCAGCAUGAGCCUGGAGAGGCAAAUGGAUUUCCACACCUGUCUUCUGCUACAUACCUUCCCCAACUUUCUAUUUUUGUCUUUUCUCUUCAACCUGGUGAUGGUGCAUUAUGAACGUUACCUCUGCAUAGUCAACCCACUGCAAUACGGCAGCUUCUGGGCCCACCGUUUCUUUCUCUUGGCUCUGCUGGCUGUCUGGGUUCCACCGUUGCUGUAUGCCUCCUUGCCUGCUUUUGGGUGGAACAACAGGGCCGCCUUAAACAGCAGCCAGGAGAUAGAAGAUUGCUCCUACAGAAAUAUUUUUCCUCAUGAAUUCAUCUACCUGGAAGUGUAUGGACUCUUGAUCCCUGCAAUAUUCUCAAUUAUCUUCAUGACUGUGAGAGUACUAUGGAUUGCCAGGGAGAAAAUGAGAGACAUCUGCAAGCUGCACAGAGCUGUUGAUCGUGACCAGGCUUCAGAUAAAGAACACAGGAUGAAUGUGCGCUAUGCUAAGUGUGUAGCAGCUGUGUCUCUGACAUUUCUGAUCUGCUGGGUUCCCUACAUCAUUUAUGUGCAUGUUUCUCUUUUUUCCCUUUCACAAGGCCAAGUUAAGGUUGCAGACUCCACGACGCACAUUAUUCUGUCAUGCACUGGCAUAGGGAGCACAGCUAUCAUACCUGUCAUUCUGGGACUGGGAAAUCGGCAGUAUACUGAACCAAUCAGAAAAGUCUUUGAAAGGCUUAGGGACAGAUGGCAAAAGAGAUAAGUCAGUAAGGAUUCUUCCCUUUAGCCCUGAGUUUACCACAUCUCCUACAUGUGUACAACACUACAUUUCAAAUAUCUGGAGUAAUUGGAGUCAUGGCAAACGCAGAAAUUUCAUUCAUUUAUAGCCUGUAUCUACAACCUGAGCAAGUACUUUAUAAUGCAGAACCCCAAUGACUUGUACAAGUGAAUAGUAUGAUGGUACUGUAUGGCAUCAAUUUGUACAGGAAACACCCUCCUUCUAUUCAUUCUGCACAUUUAUAUGAAAUUAAAACAUAUCAUAUCAAACAUAUGAAAGGACAAACAUAUCAGAAUUGUUAGUUUACUUUCUAGCAACACAAACUAAUUCUUCCAUUGUCCUUUCAAUAUGAAUUUACACAAUUUACACAACUACUGUAUGAUGACAGGUUAAUAUAAAACUGUCAUGACUUCGAGGCGACCGUAACCUUUGCUACAAAGAAUGGAAUGAAAAUGGAGUGGUUGUGUUCAGAACCAAAUUGCACUUAACACCUCUCCAGCAGUGUUUGUCUUUGAAAAUCUUGUGUCACUAGCUUGUCGUUCUCCCAAGGGAAAAACAGAAAUGACAGUGUGAUCGAGGAGUUUUGAUAUGUUAAUUAACAAAAUACCUGUGUUUGGUUUGAUGUAAUUGAUCUUUUAAAAAUAUUAUUUGUAUUUGUAAAUGAGGUAUUAUAUUUAAAGCAUGUCACAGAGAUUGAAAUGCUGAAUAUUGUGAGACUGAAGUGAAAUAAUGGUAAUGGAGUUUUUGUUAGAAGUAUUUAUAAGGACAAUUUUAAUACAGAAGAGGAUGUAUUGUUUUAAAGGGUUAUGUGAGUCUUGAACAAGCUAUCUAAACAUGUUGUCAAAGCUUAUACCCUGGCUUCUAUCACAAAACUGGAUGAGAUCCUUGUUUCACUCAUCUAUUUGCCAGGAAGUGAGCUAGGAGGGCUAAACGAUGUGCUCUUCUUUAUAAUCUCAAGCAAAUCAAGUUCAAUGUUUAAGGAACAAUAAAAUAAAUUUGAAGGACCUAUGUUAGAGUCUAAUAAAAAAAACCUAACAAAAUUGGUGUCUAUAAAUAUAUAGUAUUGUAUAGUAUAGUAUUUCUAGGAUUGGUGUUUAUAAUUGCAUCCCCAAAGGUUUUAAGAACGUUGACCUGCUUUUUGAUGAUGUUUCAUUUAUUCAAUAAUAUAUGCUUAGACAAUUGGUUAUUGAAUGUGUACAAGUUACUAUAAUGUAUUAUGCAUGCCUGUGAUUUUAAAUUAAUGGAGUGUAUGACAACUGAGCCAAAAAAAAUGAAGAAAAAUAAUUUAAUUUAAUAAGUUAAUGAAAGAUCUGUAGGCUUCGUUUUAUGAUAAAAAUCAAUUUGGUGUUUAUUUAUCAGGUGUCAUUAAAGUGAAUGUUGGCAGCUCCUGAGACAUACAAUUUUCAGAUAGCUACUAUAAAUUAUAGAGUUUUUUAUAAUGAUGUCAUAUUUUAUGAUCUUUAUUAAACUUCAGUCCUUAAUAAAGUCAUUUUGAAAGCGUA
Lepisosteus oculatus (spotted gar) is the source of this 2761-nucleotide messenger RNA. RefSeq names its product G-protein coupled bile acid receptor 1. Gene Ontology annotation, cellular component: plasma membrane. The record is from RefSeq and is a predicted model, not a curated record. NCBI's taxonomy places the organism in Eukaryota, Metazoa, Chordata, Actinopteri, Semionotiformes, Lepisosteidae. Gene Ontology annotation, molecular function: G protein-coupled bile acid receptor activity. Gene Ontology annotation, biological process: G protein-coupled receptor signaling pathway.